Molecule: messenger RNA, 1550 nt
Organism: Aricia agestis (brown argus)
Lineage: Eukaryota; Metazoa; Arthropoda; Insecta; Lepidoptera; Lycaenidae
Product: facilitated trehalose transporter Tret1-like
Exons: 4
Coding region: 53-1540 (495 amino acids)
Biological process (GO): transmembrane transport
Cellular component (GO): membrane
Molecular function (GO): transmembrane transporter activity
Source: RefSeq, a predicted model, not a curated record
GAACCUUAUUGGCAUACCUAAACUUAAAAAUCACCUCUAAUGAGCGCCUACGAUGAGAACAUUCAUAAAGCAGGCAUUCGUGGUGUCAGGAGCGGCUCUGAACAUAGCGGGACAUGGGUGCGCGCACGGCUACCCAGCAGUGCUGUUCGCUCAGAUCAAGACAGACGGCGGACCUGUGACGCUCACCGACCAUGACACGUCGUGGAUUGCGUCAGCAGUUGGCGCCAUGGGUAUCGUCGGCAACUUCAUCUCCCCAGUCCUGAUGACUCGCUUUGGCAGGCAGAAAGCACAUUUGCUAUGCACAGUACCAGCGUUACUUGGCUGGAUAGUGUUCGUGCUCGGCAACUCGGUGCCUGCAUUCCUCUUUGCACGGAUACUCCAUGGUCUAGCGUUAGGCUUAAGGACACCCUUAGCUGCGAUAUUAGUAGCAGAAUACACGGAGCCGAAGUACCGAGGAGCCUUCUUAGGAACCUUCGCAGUAUCUCUAGGAUUGGGCAUCAUGUUGUCUCACGUCUGGGGCGCACAUUUGACGUGGAAAAUGACAGCCGUAGUCUGCUCAGCAUUCCCACUGGUAGCUAUGGCAAUUAUAAGUCUGUCUCCUGAAUCGCCCAGUUGGCUCAUAUCCAAGGGUCGCCCUGAUGAAGCCAGGAAGGCGUUCCGAUGGCUUCGAGGAGAGGGAGAAACUCAGAACGAAGAAUUAGAAUCUAUGAUAAGGAACAACGAAAGACAGAAAGAAAAUAGUUACAAAGGAAGCGAACGUCGUAUCAGAUUUAGAUGGUACGAUUUCUUCGAUUCCCUUGCCAAGACUUUAAAGGCUGUGCUGAAAAUAUUCAAGAAGAGGGAAUUCUUCAAGCCGAUGAUUGUUGCGAUAUGUAUGCUGCUUGCCUUCGAAUUCGGCGGUGCUCAUAUGAUUCCAGCUUACGGCAACUUAAUUCUGCAAUCAGUUUUGAAUAAAGCUGAUCCAAACGAUGUAGCUUGGCAGUUCACAGUGAUAGAUAUGCUAAGAACAGUUUGUGCGUUAGUUGCUAUAUUUUUGCUGAAAAGUUGCAAGCGACGCACAAUUUUAUUUGCUAGUGGAAUAAUGACUGUAUUAUCACUAACAUUAAUAUCCAUUUUCGUAUAUUUAAGAAAAGCUGAGGUCGUAACAAAUUCGGUCCUGCUAGAUUCGGUUCCGAUGUGUUUGAUGGUAAUUUACACUGUGUCUUUCUGUUUGGGUCUAGUUCCACUAAACUGGGUGAUUUGUGGGGAAGUUUUUCCUCUAGCAUACAGAAGUCUUGGAUCAACCAUAUCCACAUCCUUUUUGACUCCUGCUUUCGUCUUAUCAAUGAAGACAGCACCACAUUUAUACUCUUCUAUAGGAGUCGAAGGUGCGUUUUUAGUAUACUCAGGUACGCUAACAGUUUGCUUACUAAUUAUGUAUAGUUUACUGCCAGAAACUAAAGAUAAGACUCUACAAGAAAUAGAAGAUAGUUUUAAGAAUAAGAGAGAAGAUCCUGAUACGCAAUUAAGUCUUAUUAAAACGAAUUUGGAAGCAAAUUGAGACGCUAGUG